Gossypium raimondii (Peruvian cotton) is the source of this 759-nucleotide messenger RNA. RefSeq names its product 14 kDa proline-rich protein DC2.15-like. Bases 1 to 603 code for a protein of 200 amino acids. The transcript has 4 exons. The record is from RefSeq and is a predicted model, not a curated record. NCBI's taxonomy places the organism in Eukaryota, Viridiplantae, Streptophyta, Magnoliopsida, Malvales, Malvaceae.
AUGACCUCCACCGGACCACCACCACCAAUCCACCUCCACCUCCGGUCCUCCACGGCUGAAGGCUCCACCCAAUUCCAGAAUCAGAUGUAUGUUAAGUUUUAUUCUUUUCCUUACACUGUAUUUAUAUACGGUCAAGGUCUUCAAUGGGUAACAUUCAAACUUCCCUCUUUCAACCGUAUUAAUUCUUCAAAAUCAACUGAUUUGGCGGCUCAGGCAGAUCCACAAAUUAUUGAUCCAAACCCAAACCCCAACACCCCCACCCUUACUCCAUCCGCACGAGGCAGGUGCCCUAGAGAUGCCCUCAAAUUAGGUGUAUGUGCCAAUGUGCUUAACUUAGUCAAUGUCACCGUUGGUUCACCUCCAGUGAUGCCAUGCUGUUCCCUUCUCAAUGGCCUUGUCAACCUCGAAGCUGCUGCUUGCCUUUGCACUGCUAUUAGAGCUAACAUCUUAGGCAUCAACCUUAACAUCCAUGUUUCUCUUAGCUUGCUCCUCAACGUUUGUUCAAGGAAUGUUCCAACUGGGUUUCAAUGCAAAUUAAGUCAUCACUUUUCCCUCCAUUCUUUCUCAACUUCCUUAUUGUUUGUGUGUUUGGUUUUUUUAUAAAGUUAUGAUGUCAUAAUUUCAUUGUUUUAGUUUGUAUCAUUGUUGCUUUAAUUUCCUUGGGAGAAUUGAUACAGAAUAAUAUUUUUCUUCAAAGUGUUUUUCUUUGAGUGUUUAUUAUAUCUCUAAAGGACAUGAAAAAGCUUGUAUUAUUCAAUC